Messenger RNA from Rotaria sordida, 2424 nucleotides. Lineage: Eukaryota; Metazoa; Rotifera; Eurotatoria; Philodinida; Philodinidae. The record is from the annotation of a GenBank genome assembly.
AUGGCUGAAGCACAUGAAGCUGUUGCUUUUGAAUUUCGUGUUGGUGCCGAAGGUGUUAAUCUUAAUGUAAGUUAUGAUGUAUUCAAAGCACUGCUCUAUGCGGGCUUACGUUCAUGGAAACUUCGUUGUCGUCGUACAAUGAAUUCUUUAUAUAAUACAAUAUAUCCUGGUCAUCCACUUUUUGGUAUUGCUUCGUGUGGUAUUGUAUAUGGUCUUAAUACAAAAGGUCAUGAUCCAUCAAAUGGUUUAAUUGAUUGGCUUGAUUUACAUAUAUUUAAAAGAUAUUUUACACCAGAUAAUUCAAAAAUUCUUGCAUGUAUUGUAUUUGGUACUGGUGCAUAUAUAGUUUUAGUACAAAUUCGACAAUCUGCAUUGAAAAAAUUAUUUUCUUAUCAUGGUUGGAUGUAUCAAGAGCAUGGAAAAAAAAUGAGAUUUGGUACAAAAUUAUGGGGAAGUUUAGUUAAAUUAUUAAUUGGUCGAAAUCCAUCCUUAUAUUCAUAUCAAAGUGUUUUACCAACAUUACCAUUACCAAGUUUAGAUGAUACAUUAAGAAGAUAUUUAAGAACAAUUCGUCCAUUAUGUAAUGAUGAAGAAUAUCAUCGUAUGGUAACAUUAGCUGAAGAAUUUAGAGAAACAAUCGGAAGAAAAUUACAAAGAUAUUUAUGGUUAAAAUGGCUUAUAUCAACAAAUUAUGUAUCUGAUUGGUGGGAAAAGUUUGUCUAUUUACGUGGUCGAUCACCAAUUAUGGUUAAUAGUAAUUUCUAUGGCCUUGAUACUGCUUAUGUUCGUCCAACAAAAAUUCAAACAGCACGUGCAGCUAAUAUUGUCUGUGCUGCAUUUCAAUAUCGUAAUGAACUUGAUCAUCAAAAUAUUAAACCACUAAUGGUACAAAAUUUAAUUCCACUUUGUUCAAGUCAAUAUGAACGACAAUUUAAUACAACACGUAUACCUGGAAAAGAAACAGAUAAACUUGUUCAUUAUUCAGAUAGUCAUCAUAUUGCUGUUUAUCAUAAAGGUCGUUGGUAUAAAGUAUUUAUGUUUUAUAAAGAUAAUUUACUUCAACCAUGUGAACUUCAAAUUCAAUUAGAUGAAAUUAUUAAAGAUCCAACAUUACCAUGUUAUGGUGAAGAACAUUUAGGAGCAUUAACAGCUGGCGAACGUACAUUAUGGGCUGAAGCACAUCAAACAUAUUUUUCAACAGGUGUUAAUCGUUCAUCAUUAGAAGCUAUUGAAAAAGCAGCAUUUACACUUAUUUUGGAUGAUGAAGAAUAUGAUAUAGGAGUCUUACAGAGUAAUUCGUCAUUGUCAUCAAUAAAUAAUGAGAAUACGACAGACAAAUUUGAUACUUAUGCACGUUCAGUUCUUCAUGGAAAAGGUUAUGAUCGUUGGUUUGAUAAAUCACUUAAUUUUAUUAUUAGUAAAAAUGGUGUGGUUGGAAUUAAUGUUGAACAUAGUUGGGCUGAUGCUCCAGUUUCUGUUCACUUGUAUGAAUAUAUGAUUGCAGAAGAUAUUGUGAAUUUUAGUUAUGAUGAACUUGGUAAUACACGUGGUACACCACGUUUUGUUGCACUUAAACCAAUUAAACUUAAAUGGUUAAUACCAGAAGCUUGCAAUAAUAUGAUUGAAAAAAGUCUUGCUCAAGCAAAAAACUUAUAUGAAAAUGUUGAUCUUCAUGUUUAUGUUCAUAAUGCAUAUGGAAAAGGUUUUAUGAAAAAAUGUAAAUUAUCACCGGAUGCUUAUAUUCAAAUGGCACUUCAAUUAGCUCAUUAUCGAGAUUCUGGUCGAUUUAAUUUAACAUAUGAAGCAUCGAUGACACGAUUAUUUCGCGAUGGUCGAACAGAAACAGUUCGUUCAUGUUCAAUUGAAUCAAGUCAAUGGGUUAAAUCAAUGGAGAAUCCAACAGUUACGAAAAAUGAACGUAUUAAAUUACUUCGUCGUGCAUGUGAUUAUCAUCAACAACAAUAUCGUGAUGCAAUGACUGGUAAAGGUAUUGAUCGUCAUUUAUUCUGUUUAUAUGUUUUAUCAAAAUAUCUGGAAAUCGAAUCACCAUUUCUUCAACAAGUUCUUCAUGAACCUUGGAAAUUAUCAACAAGUCAAACGCCAGUAACUUAUGAUGAUCAACAUUUAAAACGAUUGAUGGCUAAAAAUCCAGAUGUGGUAGCUAGAUAUGGAAUUAUUAAUAGCCACAGUUUGGUACCACUUGGUGGCGGUUUUGGACCAGUAGCUGCUGAUGGAUAUGGUGUCAGUUAUAUAAUUGCUACAGAAGAUUUAAUCUAUUUUCAUAUUUCAUCUAAUAGAUCUGCACCAGAAACAGAUUCAAAACGAUUUGGUCAACGUAUUCGUCAAGCAAUGGAAGAUAUGAGAGCUUUAUUCGACGAAGAAUCUCAGAAUGUUGAUGGUUUCUAUGAACACAAGAAGAUCUAA